AUCCACCGCCCAUACGCACGCAUUCUUAACAAAACCACACCCAUCAAUCUGUGAUCUAAUUCCUCAAUCUAACCCUAACCCAAAUCCAAAAGUACAAACAAGAGACCUUCUCUCUCUAGCGACAGCAAAUACUACUCUCAUCUCUCCUGAACCUCUUACCAACACAACCUUAGCUAUAACACCUCUGCACAACACACUACAUGUCUUAGUUGAAAGAUCAAAAGAUGGUGAAUUCAGCUCAGAUCAAUUUGGUGGGUUACACCAAAGAUCCACUCAUCUUUCUCCUUUCUGCUCUCCUUUCUGCUCCAGCUGCUAGCUGGUGAGUGCUAGCUAAGUAAUAGCAUCUAGUUCUUCUUAGUUACUCCAUUAAACUAUCAAAAAGAAGCAAGAAAAGCAAGCGAAAAAGAAACCCCCGGCCCCCGAAAUAGUCUUCGAUCUUCUUAUUUUAUAUCCUUUCUUCUUCCACUAGCGGCCCUCUUUCUUUUUGAAACUUUAGUAUAAUUACCAUUAAUUAGCUAUAGCUAGUGUUUCCAUUUUCUUGGUUUAGUUUUUUUGUCAGACGGCCACUUAGGUUUUGUGCAAGUGAACAACGUCUUUUGGGAUAUACAGUUGUAGUAAAAGAAAGUCACAAAGUUGAAAAGAAAAGAGUACCCAUAUGGAUCCAGUAACGGCUCAUGGCCAUUCUCUUCCACCUCCUUUCCACACAAGAGAUUUCCAAUUACACCACCACCAACAGCAGCAGCAACACCAAUUUCACCACCAACAGCAGCAGAAUUCAGAAGAUGAGCAAAGUGGGAGUAGCAGUGGGCUAAACAAGUCCUUGAAACGAGAGCGAGACGAAAACAACAAUAGCAUGGGCAACAGCGAAGGCAAAGAGCUCAUAACUUCGGGAUCAGGAGAAGGAGAGAUAACAAGAAGACCACGAGGCAGACCUUCCGGAUCCAAGAACAAGCCUAAGCCCCCAAUUAUCAUCACACGGGAUAGCGCAAACGCGCUACGCACCCACUUGAUGGAGGUCGCUGAUGGAUGUGAUAUCGUUGAGAGUGUUGCUACGUUUGCUAGGAGGAGACAAAGAGGGGUUUGCAUCAUGAGUGGAACUGGGACAGUAACAAAUGUAACCCUUAGGCAACCAGCUUCACCAGGUGCAAUUGUGACUUUACAUGGUAGAUUUGAGAUAUUAUCGCUAGCUGGAUCUUUUUUGCCUCCACCGGCUCCACCUGCAGCUACCGGCUUGACUAUCUAUUUAGCUGGUGGACAAGGGCAAGUUGUUGGUGGCAGUGUUGUUGGGACACUUACUGCUUCAGGUCCCGUUGUGAUCAUGGCAGCUUCAUUUAGCAAUGCUGCUUAUGAGAGGCUCCCUCUAGAAGAGGAGGAUCCACAGAUGCCAAUGCAAGGGGGUGAAAUGGGGUCGCCAGGAGCGGUGGGGCAGCAGCAACAGCAGCCACAGCAGCAGCAGGUUAUGGCGGAGCAAAACGCCCAACUUUUUCAUGGAUUGCCUCCUAAUCUUCUCAAUUCUAUUCAGUUACCAGCUGAGGCAUAUUGGGCUACCGGUCGCCCACCUUACUGAAAAAAAUGAUCGAUCCAACGCCAUAUCGAUUAGUUCAGUUUCCCAUGUUCACUUGCAGCUUACCAAAGAAGUGACAGACUUUGUAGCUAGGGAAUUUGGGUUUGUAACUUGAGCAUUUUCAGGUUUUGUUAUUUCUCCUUUUGAAUUUUUUUUUUAGUUGUUGUUAAUUUGCAUUUGAUGGUUAGCUUAAUUAUAUGCCUGAUUGAUGAUUGGAGGACUGUAAA
This is a messenger RNA of Populus nigra (black poplar), 1791 nucleotides long. RefSeq names its product AT-hook motif nuclear-localized protein 24-like. The coding region runs from base 656 to 1567 and encodes 303 amino acids. Gene Ontology annotation, biological process: vegetative to reproductive phase transition of meristem. Gene Ontology annotation, cellular component: nucleus. Gene Ontology annotation, molecular function: minor groove of adenine-thymine-rich DNA binding; DNA-binding transcription factor activity. The transcript has a single exon. The record is from RefSeq and is a predicted model, not a curated record. NCBI's taxonomy places the organism in Eukaryota, Viridiplantae, Streptophyta, Magnoliopsida, Malpighiales, Salicaceae.